GCAAGGGCGUUGACAACGUUUCUUUGCAAGCAGCUUCGAUUUCGUAAUUACCGCAUUUUCAGCAUGAAAACCGUCACUUUUUUGGUUAUUUUGGGUCUGCUAUGUCUUUCCAUAGAUGGUAUGCAAUACGAACACCAUCUGGUACUCAAAUCUGGUGUUUUUGACGUCUACUGGACUGUGAACACGAGCAUGAUUCCCAACACUGUUUACUUCAAGUAUGUUGCUAAAACGACUGGUUGGGCUGCUCUUGGCUGGUCUAAAACUGCAAGUGGUGGACAGAUGAUCCAGUACGAUAUCGCCUUAGGAGGAGUUCGUAAUACUAACGAAUCGUAUUUGAAGGACUAUUACUCAUCCACUCUAGGAAAACCAACAUAUGAUGACGAUGUCAGGCAGAACUUGAUUUUGACAUCUGCUACAGAAUCUGGUGGCUUUACUACUAUAGAGUUCAACCGCGAAACUGACACAGGCGACACAGGAUAUGAUGUGCCAAUUCAGAAUGGUACAAAAACUUGGAUUAUGUGGGGACUAAACCCAAAGGACGCAACUGAUGCAAACACGUUUGCCAAGCACACUGAAAAAGGUUACACAUCACUUCCUUACAACAUGUUCACUGGGAAACAAUUCUCUAGUACUACAGCACAACCAAAGACCACCAGUGGUUCUCAAGCUACUUCAGUCAAAAUCAUGCUUGCAUUUGCUGCCAUUCUCCUUGUUCAGCUUGGCAGUGUGUUGAUGCUGCACUAAAGGGAUUUUGUCACAACCUUGAAUCUCUUUCUGAUAGGGUGAUUAUAUGGAAAAACUUUUUUAUCUCAGCUAAAGCAUUAUCAAACAAUUUUUGUUAACAAAAUGUUAAAAUAUAUUCUAAAUGAGUGGGGAUGCAUGUAUAAAUGCUCUCCAAACAUACAAGGUUAGGCCUAAACUUCUUCCUCCAUAACUAGGUGUAUUGUAGACACAAUGAUCUUAGCUUGAUCUGACAUCAAUGUAGAAAAGUAGAGUGUAUUGAUGAUACACAUGAUGCAAGACCUGAGACAAUGCCAAGACAUAAAAUUGAAACAUAAACAAGAAUUCCAUAAUUGCUUUAGAUUUUUGAGAUUGCUAAAACAUUUGCUGAGACAAAGAAGUCUCCAUAAUAAACUCAAAGUCAUAAGGAGAUUUAGGAGUCGCAGAUGUACACAAUGCACUGAAAAUAUACUACUAUUUGUUCCGCUCUA
This is a messenger RNA of Exaiptasia diaphana, 1211 nucleotides long. RefSeq lists its product as uncharacterized. NCBI's taxonomy places the organism in Eukaryota, Metazoa, Cnidaria, Anthozoa, Actiniaria, Aiptasiidae. Gene Ontology annotation, biological process: norepinephrine biosynthetic process; octopamine biosynthetic process; dopamine catabolic process. Gene Ontology annotation, molecular function: dopamine beta-monooxygenase activity. Gene Ontology annotation, cellular component: secretory granule membrane. The transcript is spliced from 4 exons. The record is from RefSeq and is a predicted model, not a curated record. Bases 64 to 744 code for a protein of 226 amino acids.